AUAUGGUUGCUGAGUAAUGCGCGUUUCAAGAUAUCGUCCCGUAGUUUAUCUACAAUUGUUGUUUCUCUUCUUCGACAUUUUCAUCAAUUCGUUUGGUGAUUUAUUCAGAACAGAAGACGUAAUCCUAUUAGUGCUGUAUAUCAUUCAAGAUGUUUGCAUUUUGUUCGCAUUGAUUGUCGUGUUUUUGGUGUUCUUCAACACUUACAUAUUUCAAGCUGGACUUGUGUUCUUGCUCAUUCGAAAGUUCAAGACAACAAUCACCAUAACUGUCUUUUAUCUUUUUCUUUCUCUGGGUUUGCAUGUCUGGACUAUGACAAGGAAAUGGGGAGAUCCACAGAAGUACAUUUGGGAUGGUGGAUAUCAAGUUGUUUAUGUAAUUCAAAGAUUAGGUUCUGUUUUAUAUUACUAUUAUUACAAAAGAACGUGCCUGAAGCUUGGGGAUCCAAGGUACUACCAGGAGUCUCAAUGGUUGCGCAACGAAUUUGCGCGUCUACAUUAAUUUAUAACGACGGGUUGUGAGUGAUCAUCGAGUUAGAAGAUCUGACAUUGAUAUCAUGUUGAGUUGUUCGCGUGAAGGUCUGGGGCGAGUCGUACGAUAUGUUGCGUUGACGAUGUUCGUUGGGCGAUGAAGUAUCCGUGUUGAAACGAGUUUCUUCUCUGCGAAACAUGGAAAUUAUUUUGCCUUUAUUUCUCUAUCAACCAACAAGGUUGACGUUUGUUGUCACUUAAAGUUUACGAUCAAUCAAGACAAUCGAAUUAUCUAUCGUCUUUUCUACUGUUUUUAUGUUACAUUUAUCUUUCUUGUCGCAAGAAUGUUUUUCUUUCACCUCAAAUCAAAAGUAUCUGGUAAAAUGUUGCCAUUUUUUAUGUGACGUAAAUAAAAAAUCCCUAAAGAAUGUCUUGGAUCCAGACUUUUAUGCAUGUACGUAUAUAUUAUAAAUAAGUUUUUAAUUGUAAAUAUACAGCGGGUUUAAGCGUGUCGUGUUCCAUAGUAUAAGACAAAAUAUUAAUAUAAAUAAAAUUAAUAUAAGUUAAGAUUUAUCCUUAAUUAUAUAAACAAUAAAUUGAUCAGUGUACGAUUACUCUUAAAUAAAGUUAACCAACGUUUUUGCUUGGAUAAAGUUAUGUUACAUAACAAGUACAUUAUCCAACCUUUAAACUUGAAUAAAGUUAUGUUGUA
Molecule: messenger RNA, 1180 nt
Organism: Xenia sp. Carnegie-2017
Lineage: Eukaryota; Metazoa; Cnidaria; Anthozoa; Malacalcyonacea; Xeniidae
Product: transmembrane protein 138-like
Exons: 4
Coding region: 17-499 (160 amino acids)
Cellular component (GO): cilium
Source: RefSeq, a predicted model, not a curated record